AUGGUAGAUUUUGACAAGAGGGGAAUGUACGCGGACUACGAUCCAAUGACGCACAUGGCGACUCACUACCGAGUUGUGUCUCUUGGUUCCCACGUCAUGGCUGCCAAACGCCUUCCCAUUUUCCGUUUGCGGAAGUAUGUACGUGAGAGAAUCGUCUGUGACACACUUCGGGUAAUAAUGGAAAUAGAAAUGGCUUUCAUAAAGUCUGCCAACUAUGAUCGAACCGAAUUCAUUUUCAAAGGGUCAUAG
Hydatigera taeniaeformis is the source of this 249-nucleotide messenger RNA. NCBI's taxonomy places the organism in Eukaryota, Metazoa, Platyhelminthes, Cestoda, Cyclophyllidea, Taeniidae. The record is from the annotation of a GenBank genome assembly.